AUGUUCUCACAGUCAGCUCGCCGGAUCACACCGGCCAUGGUGUCCUUGCAGUCUGCUCGGGCCCCCGUCGCCCGACGCGCCUUCACAACAACCCCAGCGACAUUCAACACACCCAGCUCACCUGAAAAACCAAGUGCCUACAAGCAAGGAAUGAACCAGUAUCGCACCUUCGCCAGCCCCUUCGCCAAGGUUUUCCUCGGCGGCGUCUUCGUCUACCAAGUCCUUUACUGGACCUGGUUGAAGUUGGAGAUGGACGAGACCAAGGUGGAGAAAAAUGAACAAGCGGCCGUGCUAGAGAAACAGGCACGAGAGAUGACCCAACCCAAAUCCGAGAAAUAA
Messenger RNA from Penicillium salamii, 339 nucleotides. NCBI's taxonomy places the organism in Eukaryota, Fungi, Ascomycota, Eurotiomycetes, Eurotiales, Aspergillaceae. The record is from the annotation of a GenBank genome assembly.